Molossus molossus (Pallas's mastiff bat) is the source of this 2553-nucleotide messenger RNA. RefSeq names its product zinc finger protein 175 (gene ZNF175). The coding region runs from base 272 to 2452 and encodes 726 amino acids. The record is from RefSeq and is a predicted model, not a curated record. The transcript has 5 exons. Lineage: Eukaryota; Metazoa; Chordata; Mammalia; Chiroptera; Molossidae. Gene Ontology annotation, biological process: regulation of DNA-templated transcription.
GACCCGUCAGUCGCUGGCGUGACGCCGAGGUGACUUGAACAUUACUAGUGGGGAUUCCGUGAGGUUUGUGAGGUGAAAUCAGCUCGGUGUGAGUGAUGUGGGCACUGUGGGACGAGUGAUGCCCAGUCUGCGGAGUAAGUGAUGGGGGCAUCUGUGGGGGCUUCUUGGUGUCCCUUCAGAGGCCCUGGGUCAGGCCACAUCUCCAAAGCUAUAGGAUCUCCCUUCACAGCUCAGCCCAACUCUCCCCAGCGGCUCUGAUUAGAACCUCCAGAUGCCCACACAGUUUCCAGCUCCUGGGAAAAGUGGAUUUGUCUGCAAGAGAGACCGAGAGUUGAAGUUCAGAGAAGACAUGUCUGCUGAUGUGAAUUUGCCCCAGCAGCCCCAGGUCCUGGGUCCAUGGGAGCAGGAUGAAUCAUGUGAGGGAUCUGUGUCAUUUGAGGAUGUGACCAUGGACUUUAGUAGGACAGAGUGGCAGCAACUCAACCCUGCCCAGAGACACCUGUACCUGGAUGUGAUGCUGGAGAUCUAUAGCCACCUCUUCUCCGUGGGGUAUCACCUUCCCAACCCAGAGGUCAUUUUUAGGAUGGAAGAGGAAAAGGAGCUAUGGACAGGAGAGGCUGAACUCCUGCAUCAGAGGCAUCAAGAAAUGAAGUUUGGUUGCAAAACCUCACAACAGGAAAAUUCUGGAAAAGCUUCAUUUCAUAAUGAUAUGGCAGGCAAAGUCCCCGGGGAUGGUUCUUCGUGUUUCGUUUUAGAAGAACUGUGGAAGGAUGCUGACCAUACAGAGAGCGAUCAGCAAAAUCAAAAUAAACUGUCACAUCAUAGGGCUUUCCUCAACAAGAAAAAAUUGAGUACAGAGAAGGUCUGUGAAUAUAAGGAACCUGGGAAAAUCAUUCAUGUGAGGCCCCACCUUGUUCCUUCACAAAAAAGACAUCAUAAACGUUUAUUUGCAGAAAGUUUGAAGCCUAACCUAGAAGUAAAUUGUCAAAAUCAAAGCAAUACCACAAAACCCUUUGAGAUUGUUGGAUCUGCUCAGCUAUUCACCCGUAGCUCUUCCAGUGCUAGCUGCAAGAACAUUCAUACAGGAGAGAACUUCUGCAAAGGUAAUCAAUGUACAAAAGUCCUCAGCCAUAAACACUCACUUGUACGACCUCAAAUUCAUUCUCAGGAGAAACCAGAUAAACUUACUGAAUGUGGGAGAGACUUCACCCAGAAGUCAUACCUCCUCAAGCAACAGAGAUUCCACAGUGUAGAAAACCUCCAGGAAUGCAGCAAAUGUGGAAAAGCCCUCACCUCAAAACCAAAAUUUGGUGACUAUCUGACUGAUCACACAGGUAACGUACCUUAUAUAUGUAAGGAAUGUGGAAAAGUCUUUGUUCAGAAGUCAGAGUUGAUUGCACACCAGAAAACUCACACUAGAAAGAAGCCCCAUAAAUGCCACGAAUGUGGAAAAGACUUUUUCCAGAUGCUCUCUCUCUUCAGACAUCAGAGAACUCAUACUAGAGAAAAACUCUACAAAUGCAGUGACUGUGGGAAAGGCUUCUCCCAGAAUUCGACCCUCAUUAUACAUCAGAAAAUUCAUACCGGUGAGCGACAGUAUGCAUGCAAUGAAUGUGGGAAGGCCUUUACCCAGAAGUCAACACUCAGCUUACACCAGAGAAUCCAUUCAGGGGAGAAGUCCUAUGUGUGUAUCGAAUGUGGGCAGGCCUUCAUCCAGAAGGCACACCUAACUGUGCACCAAAGAAGUCACACAGGAGAGAAACCUUAUCAGUGCCACAGCUGUGGGAAAUCCUUCAUUUCCAAGUCACAACUCGAUAUACAUCAUCGAAUUCAUACUGGGGAGAAACCUUAUGAAUGUAGCGACUGUGGAAAAACCUUCACCCAAAAGUCACACCUCAAUAUACACCGGAAAAUUCAUACUGGGGAAAGACACCACGUAUGCAAUGAAUGUGGAAAAGCCUUUAACCAGAAGUCAAUACUCAGCAUGCAUCAGAGAAUUCACACCGGAGAGAAGCCUUACAAAUGCAGUGAGUGUGGAAAAGCCUUCACUUCCAAGUCACAGUUCAAAGAGCAUCAACGAAUUCACACUGGAGAGAAACCCUAUGUAUGCACUGAAUGUGGGAAGGCUUUCAAUGGGAGGUCAAAUUUCCAUAAACAUCAGAUGACUCACACUAGAGAGAGAACUUUUGCCUGUUACGCAUGUGGGAAUGCCUUCAUCCAGAAAUCAGAGUUGAUUACGCAUCAGAGAACUCACGUUGGAGAGAAACCUUAUGCAUGUUGUGACUGUGGGAAAUCCUUCAGUAAGAAACCACAACUGGAAGUACAUCAGCGAAUUCACACAGGAGAGAGACCUUAUGUAUGUUCUGAAUGUGGGAAGGCCUUCAACAAUCGAUCAAAUUUUAACAAACACCAAACGACUCAUGCCAGAGACAAAUCUUACAAAGGCCAUUAAUUCUAUGAAAGGCUUCACCUAGAAAUCAAUACCUAGAGUACAGAUUCACAAAUACAGAAAUGAAACAAACUCUCCGAAUCUCUUGAAGAAAAAAAAAAAAA